UCGGCGGCCGCAGGGCGGGGGUGCGGAGGGAGGAGCGGCCGCGUUCGGGCCGGGGGCCGGGAAUUCAUCUCUUCCCCGGCGGUUUUUGAACUCCCGGCGGCGCCUUUUCGCUCUUCACCCUCGGCAGGGAAGAGGGGCCGGGGAGAGCCUUCCCCGUCGCCGGAGCCCGCGGCCAUGGACGAGCAGAGCGUGGAGAGCAUUGCUGAGGUAUUCCGAUGUUUUAUUUGUAUGGAGAAGUUGCGCGAUGCACGUCUGUGUCCUCAUUGCUCCAAGCUCUGCUGUUUCAGUUGUAUUCGGCGCUGGCUGACUGAACAAAGAGCUCAGUGCCCUCAUUGUAGAGCCCCGCUGCAGCUGCGAGAGCUUGUAAACUGUCGUUGGGCAGAAGAAGUCACACAACAGCUUGAUACACUUCAACUGUGCAAUCUCACAAAGCAUGAAGAAAAUGAAAAAGACAAGUGUGAAAAUCAUCAUGAAAAGCUUAGUGUUUUCUGCUGGACCUGUAAGAAGUGCAUCUGCCACCAGUGUGCUCUUUGGGGAGGGAUGCAUGGAGGGCAUACUUUUAAGCCAUUGGCAGAAAUCUAUGAGCAACAUGUCACAAAAGUAAAUGAAGAAGUGGUAAAGCUGAGGAGAAGGCUCAUGGAAUUGAUCAGUUUGGUGCAAGAAGUGGAGAGGAACGUGGAGGCAGUGAGAAGUGCCAAGGAUGAGCGAGUUCGGGAGAUCAGGAACGCGGUGGAGAUGAUGAUUGCCCGGUUAGACACUCAGCUGAAGAACAAGCUUAUAACACUCAUGGGUCAAAAGACAUCACUUACUCAAGAAACUGAACUUCUGGAAUCCCUGCUUCAAGAAGUAGAGCAUCAGUUACGAUCCUGCAGCAAGAGUGAGUUGAUAUCCAAAAGUUCAGAGAUCCUGAUGAUGUUCCAGCAGGUUCAUCGGAAGCCUAUGGCCUCAUUUGUCACUACUCCUGUCCCUCCAGACUUCACAAGUGAAUUGGUUCCAGCCUAUGACUCAACUACAUUCGUCUUGGAAAACUUCAGUACGUUGCGCCAGCGAGCAGAUCCUGUUUACAGUCCGCCUCUCCAAGUGUCAGGACUUUGCUGGAGGUUAAAAGUUUAUCCAGAUGGAAAUGGAGUAGUACGAGGCUACUACCUGUCAGUGUUCUUGGAGCUGUCUGCUGGAUUGCCAGAGACAUCCAAGUAUGAGUACCGUGUAGAGAUGGUUCACCAGUCCACCAACGAUUCCACCAAAAACAUCAUUCGAGAGUUUGCCUCUGAUUUUGAAGUUGGAGAAUGCUGGGGUUACAACAGGUUCUUCCGACUGGACUUGCUGGCCAAUGAAGGCUACUUAAACAGGCAAAAUGACACUGUCAUCCUAAGGUUCCAAGUUCGCUCACCAACCUUCUUCCAGAAGUGUAGAGAUCAGCACUGGUACAUUGCUCAACUGGAAGCAGCUCAGACAAGUUAUAUCCAACAAAUAAAUAACCUUAAAGAAAGGCUGGCGAUUGAACUUUCCCGGACUCAGAAAUCACGAGGCAUUUCACCUCCAGACACUCAUCUUAGUCCCCAGAAUGAUGAUGGUUCAGAAGCAAGAUCAAAGAAAUCUGGACAAAGCACUGAAGUACUACUUGAGAAUGUUGCUGCUCCAGGAUUAGUACGAGAUAGCAAGGAAGAGGAGGAGGAGAAGCUCCAGCAGGAAGACUUAAAUCAUGAGCUCUCUGAUGGUGAGCUGGAUAUAGAUCUUGCUGGAGAAGAUGAGGUGAACCACCUUGAUGGUAGCAGCUCUUCAGCUAGUUCAACAGCAACUAGUAACACUGAAGAAAAUGAUAUUGAUGAAGAAACUAUGUCUGGAGAAAAUGAUGUGGAGUAUAGCAGUAAUAUGGAGUUGGAAGAAGGAGAUCUCAUGGAAGAUGCAGCAGCUGCUGCUACUGCUGGAGCAUCAGGUACCAGCCAUGGCUACACCAGUGCCAGUGGAAGAUCUUCAAGGCGGGGAGGAAGUGCCCUGGGUUCAACAGCCAGUAGCAGUUUAUUAGAUAUAGAUCCCUUGAUUUUAAUCCACUUGUUGGAUCUAAAGGACAGAAAUGGUAUGGAAAACCUUUGGGGCCUUCAGCCACGUCCACCUGCCUCUCUUCUGCAGAACAGAGCAUCAUCCUAUUCUCUAAAAGAUCGAGAUCAGCGGAGGCACCAGGCAAUGUGGCGGGUACCACCUGACCUAAAGAUGCUGAAAAGACUUAAAACUCAGAUGGCUGAAGUUCGGAGCAAGAUGUCUGAUGUAAAAAACCAACUGUCAGAAGUGAGAAGCAGCAGUGGUGGCUCAUGUGAUGGACAGCCCAGCUUCUUCUCCAUUGAGCAAGGCGCUUUAGCUGCCUGUGGAACAGAGAGCUGCAGCAAGCUGCAAGAGAUAGGAAUGGAACUGCUAACCAAGUCUUCAGUUACCAGUUGUUACAUAAGGAAUUCUGCCAGUAAGAAAAGUAACUCACCCAAAGCCCUUCGCUCUGGAGCAGCUGGGAGCCUGUCCCUGCGGCGAGCCAUGGACUGCGGGGACAGCAGCCUGCGUCUGAAGGCAGACAAUCAAACUGCUGAAGGUGGCAUAGGGAGUUCCAAGCUGAGCAGUCGGCAUCACUCUGCCAGGCCCCUGGCAAACAGCAACACUUCUGAGGCACUGCCCAAGCCAGAGGAAAGACCUUGUGAAGGUUCAGAUUCUGAUGUGGGAGUUUCUGGCUUAAAUGGCUUAGCUGCUGUAGAGAAGACCAGAAAAGUUGGUGCUCUAGGAUCAAAUUCUAAAGGAUGUCGUACAGAAGGAGCACAGUCAGGUGGUCUGGAAAACAACUCUGAAACUGGUGAACUGCAGGGUAUUCUGUCUGAAGGUGCUUCUGCAGGGCCAGAAGAAGCUGGGGUAUGUCAGACGCGUGUCCUUCAUCUCCUACCAGGAAUGAGCAGUGACAGUGACAUUGAAUGUGACACAGAAAAUGAAGAGCAGGAGGAUGCCCCUUCUGCCUCGGAGAGAUUUAACCAUACCUUCUCUGUCCAGUCCUCCAGUGAAGCCUCAGAGCGGAGCUCAGCAUUCCCAGAGGGCGAUCAAGUUGGUCCUGAUGAUCUCAGCUUUGUUACUGAAGAAGACAGCACCAGCAGGUAGAGAACAGGCUUGGGGCCAGAAGACCUGUCGGCUCGUGUCCGUGGGAAGAGGUGGUGCAUUUAUUCACUGGAGCUUAGCCUGAGGCUGGUGUUGGUGGGUCUGUGCACACUCCCUUCUGUCAAAUACCCUUGUGUGGUUCUGCAGUCGUCUAACACCUGUUACUGGGGCAAAGUGACCUUUGAAGGCCUUACACUGAAGGUUGCAUUCCUGCUGGCUCUGCCAGCUCCAGAAGCUCUGAAAAGCCUGAAAGGUGCUGGAGCCCCAUUUCAGGAUGUGUCCUGUUGUGUCAUUGGGAUAACUGUGAAUGUGUGAAUGUCCUCAUUGGAACAGGAUGAGCUGGUUGUGGGACUGCUGUGCCCCACAGGUGCGGUGGAGUGAGAGUUGGGGUGAAGUAGCUGGCGCAGAAGUUGUUUUCCUCAGUCUUUUGUUGUGGACCAACUGAUCACAUUGGCAAACUCUUUGCCACUGUGUUGCAUUUUUUGAGCUGCUAAACUCCUUGUGAAGCUACAAUGAAAGCUGAAUACCUGGUUAGUGACAAAGCAUGAAUAGCUGUAACUGAUAGUUGUCCUUGUCUCAGCUGGCUGUACUGAUGUGCAUUACUGUAAGAAUGUUCCACAGUGGCAGUGCUGUAGUUUAAAACUGUUUGCACUUUGUUAAUAAAAUGAAUGUUGAACUCUGGUGUGAAGCUCUGGAUGUCUGUGUGUAAAUAUGUGAAAUGGUAGAGAUGGUCUGUCAGGGUGAGCAGCUGCCACCACGCUGGACUUGCUCUUUGGUUCUGAAUUGCUGUAUUGCCUGACUGCUAAUUGAGGAGUUUUCCUGCCAUACCGCUGUCACACUUUUCCUGAAUUAUGCUAAUGAAAAAUGCUGAAAUCUGUCUGGGAUUCUUAAAGUGUGUUGGUUUUAAAUGCUUAAAUCUCAACAGCAACUGAGGAGGAUCCACAGUUUUUACCUGAAUCACCUGCUUCUCCCUCAGCUAGAGGGAGAUACAGCUCAGAGCUGCCUGUGCACAUGUUGUCCCAGCUGCUGAAGUGGGACUGUGGCAAGCUACACACUCUGGUGCUGCAUUGUGAGUAUUUGCUGUUGUACAGGGCUGCAUGUGAUUAUCACACACAGCUCAAUUAGCAGUAAUCACAGAGCUCUGCCUCUUCAACACUCGCAGAUGCUUUACUCUUAAUAAGAUGCCUAAGCUGUAGGAAAUUAUUUUGAUUAGCCACAUCAUGUGUGCUGGAGCUGGUGUCCAGCCUUUGCAAGGACAAGGAAUAAGCCAUACCAUUGUGCUUUGCUCACCUAAUGAAGAACCUUUACUUAUAUAUGGUCAGUUUUUAAACAAGAUGUGGGGAAACAGGCUUGGAAUGUUUAUCUAAUUAACUUACACUGUGCUGCACCAGCCUCCUUCCCUGUAGAAGAGGUUCUGGGUUACCACAUGGACACACAAGGCUGACCAGUGUUGUUUUCUGUUACACAUAAUGCAAAGGAAAUCUGCUUUCACCACAGUAAAGAGACUUAAUUCA
Molecule: messenger RNA, 4640 nt
Organism: Apus apus (common swift)
Lineage: Eukaryota; Metazoa; Chordata; Aves; Apodiformes; Apodidae
Gene: TRIM37
Product: tripartite motif containing 37
Exons: 25
Coding region: 175-3129 (984 amino acids)
Biological process (GO): negative regulation of centriole replication; protein autoubiquitination
Cellular component (GO): aggresome; peroxisome
Molecular function (GO): ubiquitin protein ligase binding; zinc ion binding; ubiquitin protein ligase activity
Source: RefSeq, a predicted model, not a curated record